Molecule: messenger RNA, 708 nt
Organism: Mercenaria mercenaria
Lineage: Eukaryota; Metazoa; Mollusca; Bivalvia; Venerida; Veneridae
Product: thioredoxin-like
Exons: 4
Coding region: 139-459 (106 amino acids)
Source: RefSeq, a predicted model, not a curated record
GAUAGGACAAAAUCGAUUGUAGAGCAAUAAAUCGGUACAUUUAAAUAUUUAAAUAGUGCUCUGUAUUGUGUAUUGUACUUGUUAAACACAGUACAUUGUAACAAGAAUUCAGUUAAAUACUUUUAAACAAUUUUAACUAUGAGACGGAUAUGCACAAAGGCGGAAUUUCAACGGGAGCUAGAAGAUGCUGGAGACCGGCUUGUUGCCGUUGAUUUCACUGCUGAUUGGUGUACAAAAAAUGAUCAUGUGACGAAAAGACUCAACAACGUCAUGUAUCAGCCGGAAUUCUCAGAAGUCGUUUUUCUCCAGGUAGACGUUGAUGAUAAUGAGGACACACCUGCAUUCUGCAAAGUUGACUUUCUCCCGACAGUCCAGUUUUACAGAUAUGGACAAAAGGUUUCAGAGAUAUAUGAAGAUACCAUAGACAACCUUACAUCUGUUUUGCGGCUUCACAGAUAACGUAAAUGAUCGUUACUUCGUCCACAAGCUGAGUGGACAAUAGACAUGAGCAACGAUUUGUUCAGUUUUGAUCAUAGUCGUGAUCAUUCAAAGAACUUGUGUACUUCAACGGUUUUUUAUUUGUUGAUUUGUUGAUUGAAAUCUGUAUUGUUUGUAAAAGUAAGUGCGUUUUAUUUUACGACUGAAAGCAUGUUUGAUAACAACCAAUUUGUAUAAUAUAUAUCUAAUUAAACCGGGUUCAUAAUUAUA